CAAUCUCCGGGCAGGAAUUCACUCGUCCAGCAGUUGUGUGUCAGUUCUUGAUCCGAGUGUUCGGCCUGCGUUAAAAAAAAAUACGAAAGAACUGUGGAUGCUGUAAAUCAGAACCAAAACCAGACGGUGCUGGAAAAACUCAGCCGGCCUGUGGAGAGAAAUCAGGGUUAAACUUUUCGGGUCCUCAGAACACAGUCGUUUGGAUUCUGGGUGGCGAACACUGACAGAAGAGACUGGAGGAGAAGAUGGAUGUUAACUCCAACAGUUUAUAUGAAGUAAGCAUGGAAUUGGAUAAAGAAGAAUUGGGGGACUUGAAGUUUCUGUGCACUGAUCACCUGCAAGCGGGCAAGGGGAUAGCCAGUGCACAGGAUCUGUUCAGAGAACUGCAGCAACAAGACUUGGAUAUUAUCCCUGAACUCCUGUAUCAAAUCCAACGCUUUGACUUACUCAAUCUUCUUGGAAAACGGAAAGCAGACAUAGAACACCUUUUUCAACAACCUGAAAAUUCCAAGAUCUCAUAUUACAGAGUGCUGCUAUAUAACAUUUCGAAAGAGAUUAAUGGUGAGGAGCUCAGUAACAUAAAAUUUAUACUGCAAGUAGCCAAGGGGAAAUCUCAGGAUAUGAAGAAUUUUAUGGAUGUCUGCAUUGAUCUGGAAAGGAAGGGACAACUAGCACCAGAUAAUCUAUAUGUCCUCCUAAAUGUCAUGAAGGAAAUCAAAAGAAUUGAUCUAAAGCGCAAACUGGAAAAAAUUCAAGACAUAACUGUUACACUUCCACAACAAGAGAGCAGGAGCCAAGCAAAAGAGCCUCGCCAAGGGAUGUUCCCUGAAGUCAGCUGUCAAGCUCAGACUGAUGCCAAACCAAUUGAUUCAAAAGGAACUGAGAAUCAGCAUGAACCUCAACCACAGACAUCCACUGUAGGAACACAACAAAUUACUGUGGAAGACCCAGCUGUAGAGAAGCCUUGUCCCCAGCAAGGAGGAGGUUCAACUACAGAACGCAAUUUAAAUUCCAUUGGCAAUCUGCACACGGCUGUGGAAAAAUUAAGAUUGGAAUCAACAUCAGCAGAAACCUCGAGAACCUCCUCAGUGAUUGCAACAUCCUCCCUUCCUCGACACAUCUCGACACAGACAAGUUCACAGUCAGACACAAGUCAGACCAACAGCCAGCAGCGCAUUGAAGUAUACAAAAUGGACAGUGAGCCACGUGGAAUCUGCUUAAUAUUGAACAACAAAUUGUUUCCUGGAACAAACUUGAAAGAAAGAACGGGGACAGAUUGUGAUGCAGAAAAGCUAACUCAAGUGUUUGAAAUGUUGGGAUUUAACAUAGUCAGAGAAGACAACUUAACAGUGAAACGUAUGGAAGAAGUACUGCUCACGUAUCAAACGUUUGAUCAUAAUGAUUGUUUUGUGUGUUGCAUCCUCUCACAUGGUGAAAAAGAUGCAGUUAUGGGAACUGAUGGAGAACUUCUUCCUAUCAAGAAGAUCAGGUCCAUUUUUUCAGGGUCUCAGUGUUGCUCACUGCUGGAGAAACCCAAAGUCUUCUUUAUACAAGCAUGUCAAGGCCAAGAUUCACAAACAGCAUGCCAAGUGAUAAACUAUUUCACAAGCAGCAGCUCUGAGCUUGAAACUGAUGCAAUGACAUAUUCCAUCCCAGAGGACAGAGAUUUCCUGAUUGGAAUGUCUACUGUUGCUGAUUGUGUUUCCUACAGGACGCAUAAAGGCUCCUGGUUCAUUCAAGAACUGUGUAACUGCUUGGAAGAAUUAUGCCCCCAAGGAGAAGACCUGCUUACAAUUCUGACCGUAGUGAAUCAGAAAGUAAGUGAAAAACAUCAAAGCAGGAAGCAAAUUCCGGAGCCAAGAUUCACCCUAUCCAAGAAGUUGAUCAUUUUGCCCCCUUCUAAAAGGAAUUUAAACAGCUGAUCCAACUUCAGCCACAGAGGAAUGAAUGUCUGUAUUUGAUAUCUCAGGAGGAAAUUCAGCAAACUAGUUUGACUUUAAAAUGGGUCUGUCAUUAAAUGUCAGCAGUACCUGUAACUGUUUACAAACAUAACAAGUGUAUAAAUUUUUCAUCUACCUGUUUAAAUCUUUUGUAAUUAUAAGUCUGGAACAGGUGGGACUUGAACCCUUCUGGUUCAGAGGUAAGGACACCAUCUUACCUCCACAACAGCCCUCCAUAUCUCAAAUGUAACCUAGAUGGACCUAUCAAAUCACUCAAACUAUUAAUAUGAUGAGGAAAAUUCUGCUUAGGUUCUGUGGAUGCUGUAAGAUUUCCAUGCCAUUAAUCGUUGUUUUGAAAAUAAACUGAUUUUAAUG
Hemiscyllium ocellatum (epaulette shark) is the source of this 2315-nucleotide messenger RNA. RefSeq names its product caspase-8-like. NCBI's taxonomy places the organism in Eukaryota, Metazoa, Chordata, Chondrichthyes, Orectolobiformes, Hemiscylliidae. Gene Ontology annotation, molecular function: protein binding; cysteine-type endopeptidase activity. The transcript is spliced from 11 exons. The coding region runs from base 246 to 1922 and encodes 558 amino acids. The record is from RefSeq and is a predicted model, not a curated record. Gene Ontology annotation, biological process: proteolysis; negative regulation of extrinsic apoptotic signaling pathway via death domain receptors.